Messenger RNA from Alternaria burnsii, 2259 nucleotides. Its product is annotated as hypoxanthine guanine phosphoribosyltransferase. Gene Ontology annotation, biological process: IMP salvage; GMP salvage; XMP salvage. NCBI's taxonomy places the organism in Eukaryota, Fungi, Ascomycota, Dothideomycetes, Pleosporales, Pleosporaceae. Gene Ontology annotation, cellular component: cytoplasm. The record is from RefSeq and is a predicted model, not a curated record. Gene Ontology annotation, molecular function: protein binding; hypoxanthine phosphoribosyltransferase activity. The coding region runs from base 1 to 2259 and encodes 752 amino acids. The transcript is spliced from 5 exons.
AUGGCCACUGACUUCAUCAACGCAUUUCGACGCCUUCAGACACACGAGAGAGGCCGGGCGCUCCAGGAUCUAACAGCAGAACUAUCAACCUAUGAGUGGAGAGCACUCCAUGCCGCGACCAGCAGCCGCACUUUUCAAUUCGACGUCAUCGGCAGUCUGCCAGUUGAGCUAGUGGCUCAGAUAUUUUGCCUCUUGGAUCCUGCUACUCCAUAUCGCCUCCAAAGUGUCUCAAAACGAUGGCGCGAUACCCUCCGGAGUCUACAUGUCCUCAAAGCAAGCCUCAACCAGUGGUAUCAAGGUACUGUCAAUCUUCAAGAUGCUGAAUACGCCCUGUGUAAAAAGAAAGCUCGCGAUAUACAUGCUUUUCGCACUGGCAAGCCGAGUCGUAUCUACAAAAUCAUUCCCAAAUACGAUUCCGACGAGUCCCUCCUUCCUAGCAACCCGAUCUACGAUUUCAAGCUGGUAGGCAGUAGUCUCAUCUGGCAUCACGUAUUCCACCGCGAUGUGACCCCAUCACGCUCCGCUUGCGUGCUGGACCUUGAUACAUGGCAUCUCCGCGUUUUGGGCGGAGAAGCACGUGAGCAAAUCAUGAAUGUCUUCGCAUCUAGUGAGAUCGUGGUGCUGACCACAUAUGCAAACGUUUGCUACGUGCAUGAAUUGCGAGGCAAACAAGGCUGCAAGAAGUUCAGAGUACCAAACAGGAACUUCCUCAAGAACGUUAGCUGUCGUGGACGCACUGUCGCAUGUGUUGCCUGUGUCGACUACCACGCAUCGGUGUAUAUCUGGGAGUACGAUUCGCAGCGUGGCAGGUCGUUUGAGAUCAGGCACGAGCUGGGGAACAUAUUCCUCAACCCACAGAGACACGAUUCAUACAUUCUAGCUCCUCUUGUACAGCCCGAAACCCAGACGAUCAUCAUAUUUACUGGAGCUUCACGUAGUCCUACACCUUGUCAGGGUCCACGAGAUUUCGAAUUUCGUCGCUACACGUACCGCGGAGAGUGUAUUAGCACCCAUCGUGCACGCCUACCUGAUUUUGAUGGCGCCCUAGGAUUUGAACGUCCAGCCAUAAACGACUUUGUUCCAGUAGACUACAAAGAGUCUAUCUUCGCGAUAUACAUGCACUAUUAUGACAUUGCUCAGGGGGAGAUGUCGCUCUUGCUACGGUUCAAUGAGGAGGAGAAUGACCUAAGUGUUUGGCAGGGUCCGAAAUACCAGGGUAAGCAAGGCUCAUGGUGGGAUUCACUGGCAUGGUGGCGAGACACCUGCUAUGGUGAUCGAUGGGAUCAUGAGGCCGAGCAGCGAGACAUGAUUGCUCAAAUGGGUACUAGUGAUACCAAACGCUACGUGCCCGUCGUCUGGGACACGAAGGACUUCAGGAGGGCCCUCGUCUGGGAGAAGUUAAAUUCGCCUAUCGUGAUGAACGAAAAGUACAUUGUCAGGAAUACGGUGUUACAUUUCUAUAUACUCUGUUUCGGCGAUGAUAACGAAGGCCAAUGGCCGACGAAGAGCGGAACACUCUUUGAUAUGUGGGAACUUGAGGUGGCCGUAGUUCAGAACACUGUCGCGAAAAUGGUCGAGAAGGUCUACGUCACAUACAACCAGGUCCACAAGCUCUGCCAAGAGGCAGCAGACCAAAUCCUUAAUGAGUUCCAGCCUAACCUUAUGAUCGCCAUUGGCGGUGGUGGUUACGUCCCUGCGCGUAUCCUCCGGUACGUAACCUCCAAGUCCCAUUUCAACGCCUCCGAAACCAAGAACCCCUCAACUAACAACCUCUUGAGUUCUUUCCUCAAGAAGCCCAACAGCCCCAACAUCCCCAUCCAGGCCAUCGGUCUCUCCCUUUACGAACAACUCGGCUCGGGUCCCGACUCUGAGGUCGAAACCCCCGGCACAAAAGUAACACGAACCCAAUGGCUGGACCUCUCCUCUCUCGAGAUGGCAAACCUGAUCGGCAAAAACGUCCUCAUCGUCGACGAGGUAGAUGACACACGCACCACCCUCGAAUACGCCGUCCGCGAGCUGGAGAAGGAUGUCGAGACCGCAGUCAAGAAGCUCGGCCGCGAGGGCGAGAAGACAAACUUCUCAAUCUUCGUCUUGCACAACAAGGAUAAGGCGAAGAAGGGUCAAUUGCCUCAGGAGAUCCUCAAGGGCAGGUAUAGUGCUGCCAGGACAGUUGGAGAUGUUUGGAUCAACUACCCUUGGGAGGCUACCGACAUUGACGAGCAUGACCGUUUGUCGAGGGAGCAGGAGAGCAAGCAAUAA